Penaeus indicus is the source of this 2654-nucleotide messenger RNA. Its product is annotated as protein sel-1 homolog 1-like. Gene Ontology annotation, cellular component: endoplasmic reticulum membrane. Gene Ontology annotation, molecular function: protein binding. The record is from RefSeq and is a predicted model, not a curated record. Gene Ontology annotation, biological process: ERAD pathway. Lineage: Eukaryota; Metazoa; Arthropoda; Malacostraca; Decapoda; Penaeidae. The transcript has a single exon. The coding region runs from base 214 to 2097 and encodes 627 amino acids.
CUAGGGACACGUCGCAUAAGCAGCAACAGGUUGUUACAAGGCGCCCCCAAACAACUGCGUGCUUCAGUCUGUCCCAGCGCGCUCAGCUAUCACCAAGUCUGUUCCACAAAAGAAUUCGUCGGAGGUGUUUGUUGUGAUAUAGUGAGACUUGUGCGCAUAAUAUAAAGUUUGAGUACAUUUUGUCUUGGAAAAGUCAGCACUCAGGCACGAACGAUGAGGAGUGACAUUGGCUUAUUAAGUAUACUGAUUCUCGUUGGAUCAGUAUAUGGUGCUGAACUGACAAAGUGGCAAAAUCAAAGAGAAGAGGCCGUUUUUGCGCUGUUUCGCCCCCAGGACGCGUCGCGGGGCGCCCUGAUUCUCCAGCAUGCAGCCAGCCAAGGGAAUGUCGAUGCGGAGAGUGACCUGACUCUGGCCAUGCUCCUCGGGAUGGGUGUUCCCCAAGACAUCGACGCAGCCGAAAAGUCUUCCAGUAGCCUGGUAGAGGGCGGCGGGGCGCGCGCCCAUACGACGCUGGGCCUCCUCCUCGCCCACAACCUCACGGGGACGGAGAUGACGGAGGAGAAGCGCCAGAGCCAGGCCCUGUCGCACUACAUCCUAGCGGCAAUGAGCAACGAUCCCAUCGCGCAAAUGCUUGCAGGCUGGCACUACCUAAAGGUGGGCGACUGUGAUGCCGCCCUUCAGUAUUUUAGGAGAGCUGCCCUUGCCGUCAUCCCCUCCGUCCCCGAGGAAAUGAUGUCGCAGGACUCUCCGCGAUACGUGUGGCCAGAGGAUGACCAGUUCGCAGAGGAGGGGCGGAUGACCCUGGACGAGUUCCACUAUAUAGAGCUCAUGGCUCAGCACGGAGACGCCGACGCUGCCCUCAAGACCGCGUUUAUCCUGUACCGAGGAAUGCCCGGCCUCCCGCGGGACGUGCGCGGGGCGGUUGGCUAUUUACGACAGGCUGUCAAGGAAAACAGCACCUCGGCCAUGGUGAUCCUGUCGUCCAUUCUACUUCGACACGAUUUUCCCGACAUCGAGGAGGACGUUCUCGGCCUCCUCCAGACAGCUCUUGAUUUCGGGGAACAGUCGGCCCACGCCUUCCUUGGCCUGCUCUAUCUCAAUGGUUUCAGAGGUGUGCCCAAGGAUUUGGCGAAGGCGAAAAUACAUCUCACACAGGGAGUUAUGCACGGCGUUGCGGAAGCAUUCUACCUCCUGGGGAAGCUGUAUGAAGAGGACAACAGCGGGAAGACCGACGAAGCCAUAGCAUUGUGGCAUGUUUCUGCGUCCAUUGGACAUGUUCCGUCGGCCUUCCGCAUCGCCGAGAGGUACUGGCAGGAGCUGCAUCGGGUCGCUACAAAUGUAGAUAACACGGCUGUUUUCGCACAGGCACUCUGCCAUUCUGCCGUGUCUAUGUACCGCGAAGUGGCACUAUCAGGGGACUGGCACUACCUCCUAGAGUCAGCGUACGAUGACUAUGUUAAUGGUCACGUAGGAACAGCGUUAAUGAAAUACUUGUUGAUGUCUGAUUUAGGUUAUCCCUCGGCUCACGUCAACGCGGGCCGAUUGCUGGACUCGGGAAACGAUGGAAUCUACAAUACUGAAGAAGCUCUCCAUCACCAGGCAGUGAAGGUGUGGCAGAAAGCGGCUGAAACUGGGACCGCCACAGGUUACGUUCGCUUAGGUGACCUUCACUACUACGGCCAAGGUGUUCCUCAGGACCUUACACUGGCUUUCAUGUACUACAACAAUGCCUCGAUGCUAGGAAGCGCCCAUGGACUGUUCAACGCAGCUCAGAUGGUGGAAUGGGGCGAGGGAGUCGAGCAGAACGUGACAAAAGCACGAGAAAUGUACCAAAGUGCAGGGGAACUUAGUGAAGACGCUCACGUUCCUAUAACACUCGCUCUCCUGAGAUUGGACCUUUUCCUCCGCCUCAACACUACCCUUGGUCUCGAUCUUUACGCUGUGGACUGGUCUCUUCCGUCCCUUAAAGACCAGGGGGGGCACAGCUUCUUUGUGAGCGCUUCCAUGCCCGCCUGGGACAUCAUACUUAUGGUUGUUCUCGCAGUCAUUAUUACUGCUAUGGUGGCAUUAAGAGCGAGACCAACGGGAAAUCGCUGAUGGUUGUAAGGUAGCAUAGGUUUCACAUAUCAUUGUAAACGCAAUAUCAUCGUAAGCAUUAACACACUUCAAUGAAUUUUAAGUCAGGGUUGUAAUAGGUCAUUCUUGAAUUAUUAAGAAUGUUUAUGCAUUAAGUUUUCUGAUUCCCAUGAAAACGGAGCUCAAAUAUUCUUAGGGUUUAUACUUUGAUAAAAAUGUUAAAAACGCAUUUAUGCCGUUCCAUACUUGAACAAUGCCAUUUUGUAUUUAUUUUUUAGGUUACAAAUGUUAGCUACAAUACACUGUAGGUAAUGUAUAUGUGAUAUUUAUAGUUUAGUACAUUGCAAAAUAAUGUAGUAGUUUGUGAUAUAAAAUUAGUUUGAAAUGCCUAGUCAUAAUACUAAAGACGAAAUGCUCAAGAAACAAUGCAUAUAUUCAUUCCUACAUACAUACAUAUAUGUAUAUAUAUACAUUUAAUACACACACACACACAUACACUCACUCACUACCACACAAAUACACACGUAUCAUAUAUAUAUGUGUGUGUGUGUGUGUGUGUGUGUGUGUGUGUGUGUGUG